Messenger RNA from Spodoptera frugiperda (fall armyworm), 2769 nucleotides. RefSeq names its product HMG domain-containing protein 4. NCBI's taxonomy places the organism in Eukaryota, Metazoa, Arthropoda, Insecta, Lepidoptera, Noctuidae. The record is from RefSeq and is a predicted model, not a curated record. The coding region runs from base 159 to 1217 and encodes 352 amino acids. The transcript is spliced from 8 exons.
AAAAAAAUGUCUGUCUGUCAAAUUAGCUGUCAAUGUGUCAAGCUUCCGAAACGAAAACGUUUCGUCGUAUUGUUGAAAAAUAUUUUUAUUCUUUGUUCAUCGUAAACAAAUAGUUUAAACUACUCAAUUAUAUCUCAAAUUGUGUACUAAACAUCAAAAUGCAAGAAGAUUUGGAAGUGACUGGCAUAUCCCGUAGCGGGCGUGUAAGGAAGAAGAGUUCCAAAUUAAUGGACUUUGAGUCUCCUGACGACAUUGAGACGAGAUUUAGGCGGCAAACGCCCGUCAAAUCUUACGUAGGGUUUCGUCAGGAAGAACCACAAGAAUAUCACCAGCAGGACAGUGCUGCAGUCAGACAGGAUGACGCGGGAACUGUGUCUGGCAGUGAAUCUGAUUAUUAUGAUAACCCCGGGGAAAAUGCUGACAGUGGUGAACCACAACAUUGCAGUAUGGAGUCAGACAGCUCCGCAUCAGACGAGGGUUCCACCAGGACGCCUGCCAACUCCUUGUACAUGAUGGAGAAGUCCAGCAAGAAGAAGCUGAUUGUCAAGGAUGGAAGGGUGGUCGGACGAGCUAAGGCACAGAGGAAGGAUAAAGGUAAGACGCGCAUCACAGCGUACAUGAUGUGGGCCAAGGAAGCGCGCAAUGAGCUGCUCCGCAAGCAUCCUGACAUGGACUUCUCCGCUAUCUCCAAGCGGCUUGGAGAGAUGUGGUCCAAUGUAAAUUACAACGAGCGGUAUUUAUGGAAGCGCAAGGCGAAACGGUUCGCGAUGCAGAAGGAACAGAGCAACCAAUCCACUAACAAGAUUAUUGUGUCUAACCCAAGUCGGCCUCUAUCCUCAGCGGGCCCGGGCCGUCCGCCGAGGGCGCAGCCCCGGCCGCAGCCUGCGCCCGCUGCACCGCCGUCACACGCACUUGUGCCGGCGUCUAGUACGUCGGCCCCCAACGCCGGCAUGUACCGCGUGACGGGCUGCGGGGCCGUGGAGGUGGCCGCGCAUCUCCGACUGCUGGGCGAGAGCCUCGCCAUCAUUGGGGAACGACUGAAGGAACAUGAGGGUCAAAUAGCAGUAUCAGGCUCAGUAUCAGUGCUGCUAGACACGCUCCUGUGUUCCCUGGCGCCGCUACUGAGCGUGUGUCGCGCCCUGCCGGCCAUCGCGCCCCCCGCCAACCUUCUACAGGACACGCUACACAACAUCGCUUACAUCAUGCCUGGACUGUGAAUUAACUGGGAAUUUAACUAAAACUGUAACACUGAAAUGCUAUUCGAUUUUAAGUUGUACCUAAAUAUCAGUCUAUCGCCCGAAUACUCAAUUUUAAGUUGUACUUAACACAUUGACUGUCCGUGCAUUACAUGUAAUGCAUGAUAUGAUCUGGCUGUGACGUCCGUGCAUUAAAUGUAAUGCAUUAAUCAGUGGCAACUGAACUGCCUUUACUGCAACGGGACGUGUGAGCUAGAACUUUGAAUUUUCUAGGGACGUAUGAACACAGACUUGAAAAAAUAAGACUUCCAUGAAAAUUUUCCAUCGAAAUUUUAUACUUUUUUUUAUCAGUGGAAUAUUUUAAGUUCCAUUGGACGUACCAACGAGAUUAUCCAAAAUAGAUGGGACAGUCAACGUGUUAAAUAUCGUGCUAUCUCUGUCAUUUUAUAAAGAAUUGAUAGUGACAGAACUACAUUUGAGAGCGUCUUAAAAUUGAGUAGCGUUUGAGUAUUCGGGCAUAUCUUUGUUGUUGUUGUGUCAACAAUAGUUCUAUCAUCUACGAGUUCUAUGACUACGGUAGAAUUAUUCUUGAGAGUGUCCUAAAAUUGAGUGGCAUUUGAGUAUUUAACUCAUAAGGACUACAAUAUAGUGCUCGUUUUUCUAUAUAGGGUGACUGGUGUGAAGGUUGUUUAAACACGUGAUUAUAAACAACUUUUCCUUUAUUUUAUUCAUCAUCAUCAGCCGCGAGAGGUCUACUGUCCAAAGGCCUCCACCUGCAUCCACUGGCUCCCCGCGACUCUGACGAUGUCGUCGGUCCACCUAGUGGGAGGUCUGCCCUCGUUACGUCUUCCGGUCCUCGAUCGCCACUCGGUCACCUUCCUGGCCCAGCCUUAUUAUAUUAUAAAUAAAAAUAAAACUAACGAGUAUACAAACAAGUUUUUUCGGGAAAGUUGUUUGUAAUCAUGACUACAAUCACGUGUUUAAAUAUCGUUCACUAAUUACCAGUCACCCUAUUUCUCGUUUAUCUAUGUCUUUAAUAUAUGUGUUUAUGACAUAUUACACCCCACUAAAAGGUUCGAUGAUCAAUAGUCAGCAGUAACCACUUAUAGGCUAUUGAUGUGAUAUCGAUAGGUGUAGCAAGGUUACCAUGCAAUCAAUUUUAAAUAUAAAAAGUAAUAUUCUGGGACUUUGAUCCUUAAAGUAGUCUAUUAUAAUGCUUCUACCAGCGACAGUCAGCUCAUACCCUGUCUUUAUACCAAAUUUUUGUCAAAAGUGUGGUGUAUAUUUUUUCUUUCUUUCAUACCUUUUUUAUGUAUAUAAAUGCCCCUAAAACCCCUUUUUUUCUUCUUAUUGUGCUUAAGGGGUAGGAGCAACGGGUAGAGCUUUCGGAUCGACUACCCCUUACGGGGGUAAGGGGUAGGGAUCGAUCCUCCCUUUAUGAAAUCCUUUACAUGUCAAUGUAUUUCUAUUUUAUUAUUAUAUAGUGUUAAAUAAGACGUAAAUACAAACAAACAAAGUGACAAAAUAAUGUACGUAUCGAUAAAUAAAUAAAUGAUUUACUAUCAUUAAAAUA